AUGGCAGAGAAUUUGUCCUUGUUAUCGAGACGGCGGGCGACCGUAAAAGGUCAAGUCACGCGUAUUUACAAUUUCGCAGUUUCUAUGCCUUUGGAUCUUAUCGAUGUUAUAGAGUGCCAAGCGAGGUUACAAAAACUGGCCGAUUUGUGGAAGGAAUUUGACGAUGUUCAGGGCCGUAUUGAGGAUAUCGGUCUGGCCGAGGAUGAUGAACCAAGCGAGGAACAGGCACGAGAAAGAGAGGCAUUUGAGACAACAUACUAUCGUGCAGUGGCUGAAUUGAAGAGGCGAAUUGAUCCAAGGCAGGAACGACACAUUGAUAACGGGAUGCACGCGAGAGCGAAUCAGGAAUUUGUAAGCGAGACACGAGUUGGGAAAAUGAAGCUGCCUACCCUGGAACUGCCGAAAUUUGAUGGAACCCAGGCGCAGUGGCUAUCAUUUCGAGAUACAUUUCAAACGUUAAUUGAUAGUAAUACAUCAUUAGAAAAAAUACAAAAAUUUCAUUAUCUAAAGUCAUGUUUGCAAGGUAGCGCGGCUGAAGUCGUGCAAUCAUUAGAUGUAUCAACCGAUAAUUAUUCAAUCGCAUGGGCUCUAUUAAGAGAGCGAUUUGAAAAUAAGAAGUUGUUAAUACAUCAGCAUAUCCAUGCGCUGUUGGGCAUGGGUUCCAUCAUUAAAGAAUCUCCGGCACAAUUGCGUAGAUUAGUGGACGAAACGAAGAAGCAUCUCCGAGUAUUAAAAUCGCUAGGCGAGCCAGUCGAUGACUGGAAUAGCAUCAUCAUUUAUACAGUCAUGUCGCGCGUGGAUGUUCAAACCAAACGAAAAUGGGAAUCAGAGACAGUCGAAAAUGAAACACCCACGUUACAAGAACUUUUAGAUUUUUUGUCACGACAAUGUGUAAUAUUAGAAAAUUUGCAAACAAAUAAAUGUUCAAUUAAUUCGACUGCGUCCUCCUCUGUGCGUAGAGGAGAAAAAAUGAGUGUUAACAUAGGUCGGUUUGCUGACAAGAAUUGCGUAAUAUGUCACGGCGAUCAUGCAAUUUAUCAUUGUGCAAAAUUUAAAGACAUGACUACGUCGGAAAAAUUAGGCGAAGUACGGCGUCAUCGGUUAUGCUUCAAUUGUUUGCGCAGAGAUCACACGGCAGAUAGAUGCACGGCAAGCGGGUGCAGGCAAUGCGGAUUAAAGCAUAGCACGUGGUUGCAUAAUGAUAAACUCGGGAUAUCGGUAGACUCAAGGGCAAGGUCAAAUAACGAAAACUUGAUAUCGGAAAUCUCAAAAAAGACAAGGAGCGAUUCAAGCGAUCAGGCUAGUUGCUCGGUAGUGUCUACGGUAGUAACAUGUCCAAAUCAAGUGUUGCUUGCGACCGCUUCCGUCAGAAUCAAUGAUCGAUUCGGCAAUGAGCACCUGUGCAGGGCUUUCUUAGAUUCGGGAGCACAGGUAAACAUAAUUCGGAAAGAUGUAUGCAAGCGUCUUCAACUAAAGGAAAGGGUAGCUAACCUUUCGUUAUCGGGAGUUGGAUGUAGGUUGACUAGCGCCACGGGAACCGUCAGCGCAGUUAUACAUUCGGUUGUAGGUGAAUUUAGCGUCAGGUUGGAUUUUCUAGUCAUGGAAUGUAUAACAGACCCAAUGCCAUUGCAAAGAAUGGACAAGAAUGCGCUGCACAUCCCGAAGAACAUCAAGCUAUCAGAUCCAGAGUUUGGAACCCCCGGAGAGAUCGACAUUCUGCUGGGAGGCGGAAUAGUUUGGGAUCUGCUCUGUGUGGGACAGAUACGAUUGGGCCGCAAUUUGCCAACCUUGAAGAAGACGAAACUUGGUUGGAUCGUGGCAGGAAACAUGAUGAUGUCGGACGGACAUAAGCAUCAAACCCGCGCAACAUUGUGCGCAAUCGCUGGUGAACCAGAUUUAAAUCAUCAAUUGGAGCGUUUUUGGCUCAUAGAGGAGAGCCCACUGCAGCGGGAUGCCGGGAAGGAGACGAUGUGCGAGGAAGAAUUUAGGAACACACAUAAGCGAACGCCGGACGGGCGAUUCGUGGUACGUCUGCCUUUCCAGGAGGAUCCUAGUUGCUUGGGAGAAUCACGAAGAGCGGCCCUGAAGCGUUUACAGUCAGUCCAUUGGAGACUGGAUCGUGAUGCAAUCCUAAAGAGGCAAUACAUUGAAGUAAUGGAAGAUUACUUAAGGUCGGGACAUAUGACUCAAAUUGACGAGAAGAUAUCGGCAUCAGAGGAACCAGUGUAUUACUUGCCUCAUCAUGCAGUCGUUAAGGAGGAAAGAGAGACAACAAGGCUCAGAGUAGUCUUUGAUGCGUCGUGCAGAUCAUCAUCUGGCAAGUCACUCAACGAUGUAUUGAGAGUAGGACCAACUAUUCAACCAGAAUUAUUUGAGGUGGUUCUACGUUUCCGACAGCAUCGGUACGUACUGACGGGGGACAUCGAGCGAAUGUAUAGACAAAUAUACAUUGACCCUAAGCAGCGAAAUUUGCAACGCAUUUUAUGGAAGGCAGAUUCGACAUCACCGGUGGAGGCAUUCGUAUUAAACACGGUAACAUUUGGCGUUGCGACAGCUCCAUUUCUGGCUGUAAGGUGUCUGCAUCAAUUAGCGUGCGAGUGUCAAUCGGAAAGUCCAAGGACAAGUGAAGUCAUAUUAAAAGAUUUUUACAUGGACGACCUAAUUACCGGGACGGAUGAUGCAGAAGAACUGAAGAAAAUAAAAAAUGAAGUUAGUCGGAUACUCGCUGCAGGUGGAUUUCCAAUGCAUAAAUGGAAAUCAAAUUUGCCUGAACUGGUCGAGGACCGGGGUGAGUCAGAAGAAAACAUGAGAAAACCAUUGGGUGAACAGGUCAAGACUCUAGGAUUAUUCUAG
Solenopsis invicta (red fire ant) is the source of this 2853-nucleotide messenger RNA. RefSeq lists its product as uncharacterized. Bases 1 to 2853 code for a protein of 950 amino acids. The record is from RefSeq and is a predicted model, not a curated record. The transcript has a single exon. NCBI's taxonomy places the organism in Eukaryota, Metazoa, Arthropoda, Insecta, Hymenoptera, Formicidae.